AUGGAUGACCCCGAGAAAAAAGACGAUGCUCUCCGCAGGGAUAGCGAUAUUGUCGCAGUCUCCGAUGGCUAUACCGUUGAAGAGGAAAAGGCAGUGUUGCGCAAAAUCGAUAUGGUGAUCCUACCUUUCAUGUGCUUCGUAUUCUUCCUACAAUAUCUUGACAAGCAGAGCCUGAGCUAUGCGGCGGUUUUUGGCCUUAUUGAUGAUCUGAAUUUAACCAAUUCACAAUAUUCAUGGUCUAGUUCAAUCUUCUAUGUGGGCCAGCUUGUCUCCGAAUACCCCUUCAUAUAUCUAAUGAGCCGACUCCCACUUACCAAAUUUGUUGGCGCAACCGUCAUUAUAUGGGGGGUCAUCUGCAUGUGCCUGGCUGCACCGAACAAUUUCGCCGGUUUUGCCACAGUUCGUUUUCUUCUCGGAUUCAGUGAGGGUGCCGUGUCCCCAGCUUUCGUUACGAUCACCGGUAUCUGGUACCGAAAGAAGGAGCACACAGUUCGAACUGCUCUUUGGAUCACCAUGAAUGGACUGGCACAGGUCAUCGGCUGCCUGCUUAUGUACGGUAUCGGAAAGAACAAGUCCUUGGCAAUCGCACCUUGGCGAGUGCUCUUCCUCAUUUGCGGCGCUCUUACAGUCGUCGCUGGUAUCGGCUUUUUCUUGCUGAUGCCGAGUGGGCCCAAGGAUGCCUGGUUCCUCAAUGCACGUGAAAAGAAAGUCCUGUCUCUCCGUAUGGCUGAAGAUCGCGAGGGUGGAGACAAAACCUCAUUCUCGAUCCCCCAGCUCAAAGAGGCGAUACUGGACCCCAAGGCUUGGGUAGUCUUCUGGUUUGGCGUCCUGGUAACUAUGCAAUCACCUGUCUUGACAUUUGCAUCCCUCGUCAUCCAAUCUAUUGGCUAUACCCAGCUGGAAACUAUGCUAUACACUGCUCCUUCAGGGGCAGUACAAGUGUGCUUGCUUUGGAUUGGAACUGCUUUAGUUUACUGGUUCCCACUCCAGCGAAACUUGAUAGUUCUUCUUUUGAUCAUUCCACCGUUCAUCGGAACAAUAUUUUUGAUGAAACUUGAAGUGGCAGCUGGGUGGGGUCUCAUCGUGGCUGCUUGGAUGUCAUCUUGUAUAACUGCUUCCAUGUCCAUACUUCUAUCUUUAUCGGCCUCGAAUGUCAAGGGGAAUACAAAACGUGCAAUCGUCAAUACGAUGUUCUUCAUCGGAUAUUGUGCAGGCUGCAUCGGUUCACCACAGUUAUGGACUCAAAAGCCACGCUACACCGAGGGCGUUAUCACUUCCAUUGUGACAUGGUGCCUUCUCUUCAUGGCAGUCAUUCUAUAUCGCUUCCUAUGUGCAUCCGAUAAUACAAAACGUGACUCGGACAUGAGCUCGAAUGCUGCUGCAGCUGGGCUUGAAUUCCAACUCGAUGGGAACGGGCUACCAAAGGAUGAUUUUACUGAUAAGGAGGACAGGAAUUUUCGUUAUGCAUUGUAG
Molecule: messenger RNA, 1473 nt
Organism: Penicillium cosmopolitanum
Lineage: Eukaryota; Fungi; Ascomycota; Eurotiomycetes; Eurotiales; Aspergillaceae
Product: MFS general substrate transporter
Exons: 4
Coding region: 1-1473 (490 amino acids)
Biological process (GO): transmembrane transport; tripeptide transport; dipeptide transport
Cellular component (GO): plasma membrane
Molecular function (GO): dipeptide transmembrane transporter activity; allantoate transmembrane transporter activity
Source: RefSeq, a predicted model, not a curated record